Macrobrachium nipponense is the source of this 5414-nucleotide messenger RNA. RefSeq names its product intraflagellar transport protein 140 homolog (gene rempA). The record is from RefSeq and is a predicted model, not a curated record. The coding region runs from base 262 to 4728 and encodes 1488 amino acids. NCBI's taxonomy places the organism in Eukaryota, Metazoa, Arthropoda, Malacostraca, Decapoda, Palaemonidae. Gene Ontology annotation, biological process: intraciliary retrograde transport. Gene Ontology annotation, molecular function: protein binding. The transcript is spliced from 27 exons. Gene Ontology annotation, cellular component: intraciliary transport particle A; axoneme; ciliary basal body.
UUUGAAGUGACAGCUGUUCCUUCUCCGCGGAAUCGUAGUAGUUAAAUUAAGACGGUUUUUAUAGCAAAUUACCUACGCUGUUUAUUCAGGUGCAGAGAUGGUCAAUAAUGUAUUAUAGUUCUAAUGAGGAUGUGAAGGCGACCUAUCUAAAAUGAAAUAUUGUACAAAAAGGACUUUUUAAGCUACGGGUAGCGGCUUCAACAAAAACACGAAUAUUUGCAAAUCCUCAAGAAACACCGCAGAACCCGGCAAAAGAAAAAGAUGUCCUUAUAUUUUGACUGUAUUGUUGAAAGCCCCCUCACCAAUGCUAUCAACACACAGAUUGCUUGGCAUGCCCAAGCAACAUGCUUGGCUGUUGCAUCAUACAGUGAGGACAAGGGAGGAGCUAUUAAUGUGUAUACAGGAGAGGGUAAGCUUUGUGAUGAAGUUGAUAUUCCUCCGCAUCCAACUGCCCAGGUAACAUCAAUUGUCUGGCACCCAAACAAACGCAUAAUGGCAGUUGGAUGGGAGUCUGGGGAGCUGUUUAUCUGGAAUGACCAUGAUAAGGAGUUGCAUGAGAUCCAGAGUCUGCACCGAGCACCAAUUUCUGUUCUUUCGUUCAGUUCUGGAGGAACAAGAUUGGUUUCAGGAGAUGCUUCAGGUUCAAUGGUUGGCUGGCGAGUGGAUAAUGCAGGUCAUCUUCAGACUGUAUUUACACAUGAGCUUAAAGAUCCACUUUCACAAAUUGUCUUCAGAGUUAACCCCAAUAACGAUAAAAACCAACCCACUUUAGAUAUCAGUGGUCUUGCUCGUGCUGCUGUUAGUGGAGAUGAAAGAGCUUUAGAUAUAUUUAGUUCAUGGAGGCCAAGGACAGGGCACAGACGUCUUGGAGAAGCUUCCAGUGGUUCUGACAUUUUAACUUUUUUUCUUGGUUCAUCAUCUGGUAUCCUUUAUCAUGUAAGUGACUCGGGAAACUGUGUCGAGGUGCUUCAAGCAGAUGGAGGCAUUAAAAAAUUGUUGCAUCAUGAUGCUAGAAAUUUAUUAGUUGUCAUAACAGAGGGGAUGGUUUUGGGACAGUUCUCUGUAGCCCCAGAUGGAGCUGUCACAGAAAUCAACAAGGUAAAGCUUAGUGGCCGUACAAAUGACAUUCAGAUGUCUUGGGCUGGAUCUGGGUUACUUGCAGUAUCCACUGGAGAUAACUCCGUACGCUUGUGGAAUUUGGAUUCGGGUGACAAUUAUGUCAUAUCCUUACAUGGACCAAGUUAUCGUGAUCAAGAAUACAUCAUGUGCUUAACUUACUCGGAAAAUAAAAGAAUUCUGUGUGCAGGUACGACUCUGGGCAGCAUAGCUAUGUGGAAGUAUGAAGAGCAUAAGUUGGGUGAAGAUGAAUAUACAAAAGAUCCUGAGAAGGACUGGGUACUGCAAAAUCCUGCUGUUAUUUCAGGUGCUGUUAAACAGGUUGCUUGGGGUUCAGCACAAAACCUGCUGGGUGUCAAUACAGUUCGGGAUGUGUACAUAUUAAAUGAGCAGCAUAUGGUUGCAAGUUAUAGAGAUCAGGUGUCUGUUGUACAAGUAUCCCCAACACAGCUGUCAGUGGAUGUGUUUUCAGGAGGUAGCCAUUUAGAAUUACGCUCUGAAAUCCAGGUGCGGGGUGUUAAUAACACUGUUGAUCAUCUGCUUAUAUGGAACUUAAAAAAGAUGGUUAUAUAUGAAAUUACUUCUGAUGCUACACACUUGAGAGUCAUUGGGUCCUUUGCGUGUGAAUCUGAGAGCGCAAUUCUACAUGAAGGCAGUGUUUUUGCUAUUGAAGGUAAUAAUAUCCAGGUUCGAUCUUUACAAGGAACUGUGAAACAAACCCUGAGUUUUUCAGAAGGUGAUGGUCAGCCAAUUGGGUUAGAUGUGUGUGGUAACUUUCUUGUUACUGCAACUAUAACAGGAAUGAUAAGACUCUGGGAUUUGUCUAGGAGGGAAGCAAAACCACACACUCAAGGUAAACAAAUGAGUGACGCCAUCAAAGACUUUGGCGAGAUCAUUACUGCCCGCUGUAACUGUAAUGGCACAAGGGUUUCUGUAGCUGUUGCUCAGACUUCCCUGCUUCCUGACCCAAAACUCUAUAUUUGGGAUAUAGAACAUGACAACAUAACAUACUUCAAUUUUGCAUCUGGUCAUGCCGAAGAUGAUGAUGUUGACACAUCAGCCCCUCCUAAUUCUGCUGAAAGCGCAAGUUCCAAAGAUAUAGGACUUCAAGACAGAGCCAAAAAAGAAAUGGCCAGGGAAAUCAGUGGAAGAUUUGUCAUGUCACACAUGUGGGAUCUUGAGGACCCCCGUUUGUUGGUUUGUGAAGCCAAAGCGAUACAGAGUAAGAAAAAGAAAACUGAUCAUUAUAUGGCAUCCAAUAACAAUAAGGAAGAGGAGCGGCCUGCUGUGAUGUUAGUGUCUUUAUUUGUAAGUGCUGAUCAUGGAACAAUCGUUCAAGAUGUUUUUCCACUUACUCCUACCUACUCGCGCCUCCUUGGGGUACAAGUUCCUUUCUUUUAUCUGCUUAAUGCUCAUGAUGCUGAGUCAAAGAAUGAGAAGAGUGCUGUGACUCAAAAAGUCAUGAGAGAUUUUGUUGGCCUGGAAAACUGUGAUAAAACAACGAAGGAUGCAAUGUUGAAUUUUUCGUUUUACUUGUCAAUUGGAAAUAUGGAUGAUGCAUUCAAAGCAAUUAAAGCCAUCAAGAGUGAGACUGUUUGGGAAAACAUGGCCAAGAUGUGCGUCAAAACAAAACGAUUAGAUGUAGCCGCCCUUUGCCUUGGUAACAUGAGUCAUGCAAGAGGUGCUAGAGCACUUCGUCAUGCAAUGAAGGAGCCGCAAUUAGAUGCUAGAGUAGCUAUGCUUGCUCUUCAGCUUGGGAUGCAUGAGGAAGCUGAACGCUUGUAUCGAUCCUGUGGAAGAUAUGAUCUUGUGAAUCGUAUGUAUCAGGAUGGAGGAUCUUGGUCUAAAGCUCUUGAAAGUGCUGAGAAUCAUGACAGAAUUCACCUACGUUCUACUCAUUAUAAUUAUGCAAAACACUUGGAGAGUAAAGGAGAUUUCAGUGGAGCUAUCAGUCACUAUGAAAAGUCAGACACCCACAGAUUUGAAGUUCCUAGAAUGCUUUUUGAUGAACUACCAACCCUGGAAGAUUAUAUCAUGCAUACAAAAGACAGGGCUCUGAGGCGAUGGUGGGCACAAUAUCUAGAGUCUACUGGAGAAAUGGAGACUGCAUUGCAAUUUUAUGAAGCAGCACAUGAUCACUUGUCGCUUGUACGUGUUUACUGUUACUGCAAUAAUCUUCAAAAAGCUGCAGACAUUGCAAAUGAUACUCAAGACAGGGCUGCUUGCUAUCACUUAGCGCGUCAGUAUGAGAAUGUUGCUCAGGUGAAAGAAGCUAUUCAUUACUUCACACGAGCACAUGCGUAUGGCAAUGCUAUUAGAAUAUGCAAAGAAAAUAAUUAUGAAGAUCAGCUAAUGAAUUUAGCUUUAGUAGCUGGACCUCAAGAACAGAUUGAUGCUGCUCGGUACUUUGCAUCUGCUGAUCGUCCACAACUUGCCAAAGCUGUUUUGUUGUAUCAUAAAGCUGGUCUUUUGUCCAAAGCUGUUGAUUUAGCCUUUAAAUCAGGACAAGUUAGUGCAGUAGGGCAAAUUGCAGCAGAACUGGAUGAGUCGGCAGAUCCAGCGCUCAUCCAACGUUGUGCUCAGUAUUUCAUAUCAAAUGGACAGUUCGACAGAGCAGUCUCAUUGCUGAUCACAGGAAAGCAGUAUUCAGAGGCUUUGGACUUGUGUGUAGCGCACAAUGUGUGGGUGACAGAGGAGUUGGCAGAAAGGUUUACUCUACCCAAGGAAGAAGAUGCUAGGAACCAGAUUCUUGAAAAAGUUGCAGAAUGUGCUUAUGCCCAAGAAAAUUAUAAACUUGCUACCAAGAAGUUCACACAAGCUGGUAAUAAGGUGAAAGCAAUGAAAUGCCUGCUUAAGUCUGGUGACACAGAGCGCAUUGUGUACUUUGCAAAUGUGUGUCGCCAAAGGGAGAUUUACAUUAUGGCUGCCAAUUAUCUACAAAGUCUCGACUGGCGCAAAGAGGGUGAUAUUAUGAGAAAUAUAAUUCAAUUUUACUCUAGAGCUAAAGCAACAUCUCUUCUGGCAGGAUUUUAUGAUUCCUGUGCACAGGUUGAAAUUGACGAGUACCAAAAUUAUGAAAAAGCAGCAGGAGCUCUCAAUGAAGCAUUUAAAUGCUUACAAGGUGCAAAUGACAAUGAUUCAGCAAAGAAGUUGUCAUCUGUCCAAUACAAACUUGACAAAGUCAACCACUUUCUGGAUAUUAAAAGGAUGUUUGCUACUGAUGGAGAAGGAGCACUUCAUGAACUCCAGGGUCUCUUGGCUGAUCCAAGCAUUGAAAGUGCUGUGCGACAAGGGGACAUUUAUGCUGUGAUUGUGGAGUACUAUGCAGCCAACAACAAUUUCAAAUCUGCAAUUAGUGCUCUGCAAGAAAUGAAGACCAGGUUACCUAAGAUUAAUCCAAGUUAUUAUGUGGACCCCCAAACGCUACAAAAUAUUGCCAGGAAUACAGGAAUGGACUUCACUUCUGGUGAAAAUGGUGAGGUUGAUGAUGGGGGUAGUGAGGAUGAAGGCAAUGCAAGUGAAGAAGAAGUUGUUGAGGAGGAUGAUGAUGAUGAUGAUGAUAGGCCACAGAGGAAUCAGUUUGUCCUUAAUGGUUCAGCAAAAUUUUUCUAAAAUCAGUUAGAAGUCAAAGACUUACCACAGCACAUCUAAAUAGGUUUUGUUUUUUGUAAUAUUUUUUUCAUGAACUUAAGACCUUCAAAUGUUAUUCAGUUGCAACAGACCAUGCAGCAAACAUAUCCAGCACUCUUAAGAGACAAUAUUGCCUGUUAAUUUACAUAGUUGUACUGUAGUUUGUUAUAUAGCCCAUAUCAUAAAACCCAUAUUUCAUUUAAUAUCAACUGCUUUCAUUAUGAGAAAUAUACAGUGGAACCUUGGUUUUCGUAUGUAAUCCGUUCCAAAAUAUCUCAUAGUGUAUCAACUACUUUCGUUACAAGAAAUACACAGUGACCCUUGGUUUUCGUACAUAAGCCAUUCCAAAAUGUCUCUAAGUUGAAACAUACGAAAUCUGAAACAAUAAUUCCCAUAAGGAAUAUAAUAUAAAUCCAAUGAAUGCAUUCCAGACCCCCAAAAAUAUAUUUUUUAAAAUUUUAUAGAGAAUAAACACUAUUUUCCAAUGAAAGAUAAACAUUUAACAUCACUUACUGUUAUGGAAGACUUGUUAGCAUAUGGAAGAUGGAGAGGAAGGGAGAGGGAGAAGAGGUUAUUGUUUGGGAGGGGAAUCCCCCUCUGGAAGGACUUCAGGUAUGAAGGACCUAUCUGGGGUUACUUCCCCUCUUAGUUUUUCACUGGCACUAUGA